Daucus carota subsp. sativus is the source of this 3188-nucleotide messenger RNA. Its product is annotated as ion channel DMI1. NCBI's taxonomy places the organism in Eukaryota, Viridiplantae, Streptophyta, Magnoliopsida, Apiales, Apiaceae. The transcript has 12 exons. Gene Ontology annotation, biological process: monoatomic ion transport. The record is from RefSeq and is a predicted model, not a curated record. The coding region runs from base 116 to 2851 and encodes 911 amino acids.
UUAACUUACUGACGUGUCAUCUCCUCUUCUCUCUCUCUCUCUCUCUGUCUCUCUCUCUGUCUCUCUGCAUUUAAUCACUUAACAAUCCAAUCAUCUUAUACUCUCCUCCCCCACCAUGAAACCUGAAGUAAGCCCCCCCCUCCUCAAGAAAUCCAGAACCAUCUCCACCGACGAUCCCGACCCCCCGCCGCCCCAUUUCCCCGGCCCCCUUUUCCCCGCCGUCCGCCGAACCGCCGCCUCUCCGCCGCCCCCAAUCUCCCUCUCCGACCAACGCUUCGGCGUCUCCGAUAGGGACUAUGUCUACCCCUCUUUCCUCGGCCCUUACAGCUCAAGAACUCGCGUCACUGUCAAGUCAUCACCCUCUAAAACCCCCCAGAAAUCAUUUGAUCCCCCAGGCCCAAUUAGCACACCUCCCAGGCCCAAUUCGAUGCACAAGGCCAAGUUGAAGCAGGACAGGGAUUUGAAAUCGGUGCCUGUUCAGAUUCUUGCGAAUACUUUGACUUCUAGCGCGUCUCUGCCCAAUUCGGCGACUCCUUUGAUUCAUAGGACUAGUAGUGGAUUCAGGAAUUCUUUGUUUUUUAACUUGCUUAAAUUCAUCUGUGUAGUGUCUGUAUCGUAUGCCAUAUCGUUGCAGAAUAAAGUUACGAAGCUGCAGGAAGAGAAUGUCAGGCUUGGGAAGCUGUCCGGGAAUAGUGAAUAUGUGUAUAUUGACAAUCAGACUUUGUUAGAUUCUGAAAAUGACAGUUUGUUUGUAUAUUUUAGUAACAGCAGCAGUAGAGCAAUUGCUCUGUAUGUUGUUCUAUUUACCCUUCUGAUACCAUUUGUUUUGUACAAAUAUCUUGAUGAUCUUCCGAGAAUAAAGAAUCUUUCAAAAGCAACUAAUAGAAAAGAGGAGGUUCCUUUGAAGAAGAGAAUCGCAUAUAUGGUUGAUGUGUGCUUCUCUGUUUAUCCUUAUGCAAAGUUGCUGGCACUUCUAUUUGCAACUAUAUUUCUUAUAGGAUUUGGUGGCUUGGCGUUGUAUGCCGUCAGUGAUGCUAGCUUUUCUGAAGCACUUUGGCUUUCUUGGAGUUUUGUAGCGGACUCAGGAAAUCAUGCUGAUAGGGUGGGCACUGGCCCCAGAAUUGUCUCUGUCUCUAUAACUGCAGGAGGCAUGCUGAUAUUUGCAAUGAUGUUGGGGCUCGUUUCAGAUGCAAUCUCAGAGAAGGUAGAUUCCUUGCGAAAAGGGAAGAGCGAGGUCAUUGAAAAUAACCAUAUACUAAUCCUUGGAUGGAGUGACAAACUGGGCUCACUGUUGAAGCAACUCACGAUUGCAAAUAAAAGCAUCGGAGGUGGUGUUAUUGUUGUCCUCUCGGAAAGGGACAAGGAGGAUAUGGAAAUGGAUAUUGCAAAGCUUGAAUUCGACUUCAUGGGCACAUCUGUUAUAUGCAGAAGUGGCAGUCCGCUUAUAUUAGCUGAUCUGAAGAAGGUUUCAGUUUCGAAGGCGCGUGCUAUCAUUGUUUUAGCAUCUGAUGAAAAUGCCGAUCAGAGUGAUGCACAUGCUUUGAGGGCUGUGCUUAGCCUUACGGGAGUAAAAGAGGGAUUGAGGGGUCAUGUAGUUGUAGAGAUGAGUGACAUUGAUAAUGAACCCUUGGUUAAGCUUGUUGGAGGAGAACUGAUUGAGACAGUGGUUGCACAUGAUGUUAUUGGCCGAUUGAUGAUUCAGUGUGCACUGCAGCCCGGUCUUGCACAGAUAUGGGAAGAUAUUUUAGGGUUUGAAAAUGCAGAAUUUUAUAUAAAAAGGUGGCCUCAACUGGAUGGUAGGAAUUUUGAAGAAGUGCUUGUCUCAUUUCCCGAUGCAAUCCCUUGCGGAAUAAAAGUUGCUGCUGAUGGUGGGAAGAUAAUCUUAAAUCCUGAUGAUAAAUAUGUGCUUAAAGAAGGUGAUGAAGUCAUUGUUAUUGCUGAGGACGAUGAUACGUAUUCCCCAGGUCCCAUAGCAGAGGUUCAACGAGGUCUCUUUCCUAAAAUAUCUGACCCUCCCAAAUAUCCUGAAAAGAUUUUAUUUUGUGGCUGGCGGCGUGAUAUUGAUGACAUGAUUAUGGUUUUAGAAGCACUAUUGGCCCCGGGUUCUGAGCUGUGGAUGUUCAAUGAGGUUCCAGAGCAAGAAAGAGAGAAGAAGUUAAUCGAUGGUGGGCUUGAUGUAGGCAGACUAGAGAACAUAAAACUCAUACAUCGUGAAGGGAAUGCAGUUAUCAAACGGCAUUUAGAAUAUCUUCCUCUGGAGACCUUUGAUUCUAUUUUAAUUCUGGCAGAUGAAUCCGUAGAAGAUUCCAUUGUGCAUUCUGACUCGCGAUCUCUUGCCACGCUCCUCCUUAUUCGAGACAUUCAGUCAAAGCGACUCCCCUCCAAAGAUAGGAAAUCGAUGCCUCUACGACAUUCUGGGUUUUCUCACAGCUCAUGGAUCCGUGAAAUGCAACAAGCUUCUGAUAAAUCAAUAAUAAUAAGCGAGAUACUGGAUUCUAGGACAAGAAACUUGGUUUCAGUGACCAGAAUUAGUGAUUAUGUGCUUUCUAAUGAGCUGGUAAGCAUGGCUCUUGCAAUGGUAGCUGAAGACAAACAAAUAAACAGAGUGCUUGAGGAGCUUUUUGCUGAAGAGGGAAGUGAAAUGUGUAUAAAACCUUCAGAGUUCUAUCUUUAUGACCAGGAAGAACUCUGCUUUUAUGACAUUAUGAUCAGGGGUCGUCAGAGAGAUGAAAUCGUCAUCGGUUACCGUCUUGCAGCUGCAGAGCGCGCAGUUAUCAACCCUGUCAAAAAAUCAGAAUCAAGAAAAUGGUCGAUAGAUGAUGUUUUUGUUGUCAUUUCAUUGGGUGAAUGAUAGAGGAAUAUUACUAGUUAGUUGAAGUAUUGAGAUGAAGCAUAGAUCUUUUUGGCUGAUAGAGAAGUUCUCGCGGUCACAGAACUUGAAUGACUUAACUCGGAUCAAGUUGACUCAGGCAGCAGCCGCAGCAGGCGUAUUGUACAAAUGUAACAACACAAAUUCAUUGUAAAACUUGAAUACAAAUUUAGGUCAUUUAAGUUCUAGAAGAUUAAUAUUUCUGGGAACUUUCCCUUCCCAAGCCUGUGUCAUUUUGUUAGUAUGUGGGAUAUCCACCCUUUGUUGUAUAAUGAUAUUGUAACUUAAAGAGGAGUAGUUACAAAUUUUUCUUUGUUAA